Messenger RNA from Nomascus leucogenys (northern white-cheeked gibbon), 582 nucleotides. It is a transcript of the gene ATP5IF1, whose product is annotated as ATP synthase inhibitory factor subunit 1. The record is from RefSeq and is a predicted model, not a curated record. Bases 93 to 455 code for a protein of 120 amino acids. The transcript is spliced from 4 exons. NCBI's taxonomy places the organism in Eukaryota, Metazoa, Chordata, Mammalia, Primates, Hylobatidae. Gene Ontology annotation, molecular function: ATPase inhibitor activity. Gene Ontology annotation, biological process: negative regulation of ATP-dependent activity. Gene Ontology annotation, cellular component: mitochondrion.
ACCAGAUUGGGUGCUUGGCCGUCCCCGCCAUUAGCGCGUAACAAGAGACUGCUUGCUGCGGCAGAGACGCCAGAGGUGCAGCUCCGGCAGCAAUGGCAGUAACGGCGUUGGCGGCGCGGACGUGGCUUGGCGUGUGGGGCGUGAGGACCAUGCAAGCCCGAGGCUUCGGCUCGGAUCAGUCCGACAAUGUCGACCGGGGCGCGGGCUCCAUCCGGGAAGCUGGUGGGGCCUUCGGAAAGAGAGAGCAGGCUGAAGAGGAACGAUAUUUCCGAAUUAUCACGAUGACACCUGCCAUACCGUAUAGAGAGCCAAGAGCACAGAGUAGAGAACAACUGGCAGCUUUGAAAAAACAUCAUGAAGAAGAAAUCGUUCAUCAUAAGAAGGAGAUUGAGCGUCUGCAGAAAGAAAUUGAGCGGCAUAAGCAGAAGAUCAAAAUGCUAAAACAUGAUGAUUAAGUCCACACAGUUCCCCAUAGAAUGGCACAUGUCAUUGCCCUCUUCUGUGUAGACAUGGUUCUGGUUUAAUUAAUAUUUGUCUGUGUGCUACUAACAGAUUAUAAUAAAUUGUCAUCAGUGAACUGUG